Messenger RNA from Podarcis muralis (Common wall lizard), 610 nucleotides. The record is from RefSeq and is a predicted model, not a curated record. Lineage: Eukaryota; Metazoa; Chordata; Lepidosauria; Squamata; Lacertidae.
GUGCCCCCCUGACCUCUCCCGCAGGAUGCCUGCCUUGCCCCGGCGGCCCAGCGCGGCCACCACCUCUGCCUUGCUCCUGCUCCUGCUGCUGCUCCUGCAGCCGCCGCCGCCGCUGGUCUCCUCGGCUUGGUCGCGAAGCAACUCCCGGGCGCCGGCGGGGUCGCUGCCCCACGCCGCCGCCACGACCCCCAUCGCCAUCAUGGGCUUGAUGCCGCUCAGCGACUCGGUGGAGAAGGGCAGGAUCGGCCGGGGGGUCCUGCCGGCCAUGCAACUGGCCAUGGAGCAGAUCCUCAACGAGUCCUUGCUCGACCCUUACUCGCUGGACCUGCGCUACUACGACACCGAGUGUGACAAUGCAAAGGGACUUAAAGCCUUCUACGAUGCAAUAAAAUAUGGACCUACACACCUAAUGGUUUUUGGUGGAGUAUGUACAACCGUAACAUCCAUCAUUGCUGAAUCCCUAAUAGGAUGGAAUUUGGUACAGGGUCAUACCAUCCAAGAGAGCCAGGUUUUGGAAAGGAGGCAGCAAGGCUCCAGGAUCCUGUCAGAGCCUCACACCUCCUUCCCCAAGUCCAGGAAGCAUUUGCCCAGCUUAAGAAAGGAGGUGUGA